CCAGCGGGCCUGGAGCGAGGUGCCCGGGCGCUGUCCAGCCUAGGACCCACCCCCCGGUCGGCAGGGCUGGAGGCUGCAAGGGGGAGAGGGCAGUGCGGGAACAGCCUGGUCAGACCCAGCCCCGCUCCCUUCCAGGCUCCGCGCCCUGCCGGCCCGUGACACCGGCCCGCUUCUUGCGUCCAAGGCAUCGCGGGCCGUCGCCCAGCAAGAACUAGAAGCCUCGCUUAGGACCGGAGGCCGCUCAGAAAGGGGAAGAGAAGAUUGACUGGCGAAAACGGAGACAAGAAAAAAAGUCUGAAAAGAAAAAAUGGAAGGAAAUCAAGUUGUUGAACAGACUGGAAAAGCAAAGAAUGCAGGAGCUAAUGGUGAAACAAAAAGAGGAGGAAAAGCCUAAAGAAGACAAAGGACGUCACUACACUGUUAGUGUAGCUUUGCCAGGCUCUAUACUGAACAAUGCACAGUCCCCGGCAUUACGGACAUACCUGGCUGGGCAAAUUGCCCGGGCCUGUGCCAUCUUCCGCGUGGAUGAGAUUGUGGUGUUUGAUGAGGAAGAAGAAGGCUCAAGGAGUGUGGAGGGGGAGUUUCAUGGAAUUGGGAAGAAAGGACAGGCUUGCGUGCAGCUGGCUCGGAUUCUGCAGUACUUGGAAUGUCCUCAAUACCUGAGAAAAUCUUUUUUUCCAAAACAUCAGGAUCUGCAGUUUGCAGGGCUCCUGAACCCCUUGGACAGCCCCCAUCACCUGCGGUUAGAUGAAGAAUCAGAAUACCGGGAAGGGGUGGUGGUAGACCAGCCCACCAAGCCAGGCAAAGGCUCCUUUGUGGACUGUGGAAUGCGGAAGCGGGUGCAGAUAGACAAACAGCUUGAACCAGGCCUUCGAGUCACUGUUCAACUAGAUCAGCACCACAAUCCAGAUUGCAAGACAAGGAAAGGCACAGUUGUGUCCUCGCACCAUCCAAGGACUGUGUCUGGCCUAUACUGGGGUUACAGUGUCCGGUUAGCCUCCUGCCUAAGUGCUGUCUUUGCUGAAUGUCCUUUCAAAGAAGGCUAUGACCUCUCUGUUGGAACUUCAGAGAAAGGGACCUGUGUGGACCAAGCAGUUCUCCCCUCCUUCAGACAUGCCCUGAUAGUAUUUGGAGGUCUACAAGGCUUGGAAGUGGGUGUGGAUGCCGACCCAAACCUGGAGGUCAAUGACCCAAGUGUCCUGUUUGACUUUUACUUGAACACCUGUCCUAGCCAGGGCAGCCGUACCAUCAGGACUGAGGAAGCCAUACUGAUCUCUCUAUCUACACUGAGACCCCGGAUCAACGAGGCUGUGAAGAAGCCACUGGAUCCUGAAGGAAAGCAAGCUGGUGAUUUAUGAAAUGAGAACCUGCCUCCUCAUACUGCUCCUGUCUUGGAGAUGGACUGCUGCUCAUUUAAUUUAUUCUAAGGAGUAGAAGCUGGGAGCUAUAGGUAGUUUCCAGAUUGUCAGAGACUAACAAAAGUACAACAUAAAUAAAAGCUACAUCUUUAUUGAGUGACUGUCUCACACCAGAAGCAAGAAAUAUAACUUUAAAGUUGCUGGAGCCAUCAAAAGCCUGAGCUCUUGAGCCUAGGCCAUGCUGAUAAGUGGAGCUGGCUGGCACUUGAACAGGGGAACUCCACUGGUGAAUCACUAAGCAGCAAAAAUGUUUUGGGACAUGGAAAAAUAAAACUCUAUGAAACUCUG
Messenger RNA from Alligator mississippiensis (American alligator), 1706 nucleotides. RefSeq names its product SPOUT domain containing methyltransferase 1 (gene SPOUT1). Lineage: Eukaryota; Metazoa; Chordata; Crocodylia; Alligatoridae. The record is from RefSeq and is a predicted model, not a curated record. Gene Ontology annotation, biological process: miRNA processing; maintenance of centrosome location. Gene Ontology annotation, cellular component: kinetochore; mitotic spindle; spindle pole centrosome. Gene Ontology annotation, molecular function: miRNA binding. Bases 351 to 1358 code for a protein of 335 amino acids. The transcript is spliced from 12 exons.